ACAUUCCUAAUCAAAAUUAUCAAACAACCCCCAACAAAACCCAGAAAAAUUGUGAAUACAGAAAAAUCCAAGUAAUAACAAACAAACAAACAAAUAAAUAAAAUAAGAACGCACAACAUUGUACCAUUUCUGCACUUGCAUUCUCCUUAGAAAAUUUCUAGCAGGUCAACUAAUACUAAUACUAAUAAUAAUAUAACCUGUAGGAGAUUAACAUUCACUACAAGCCAUGGCCUCAACUUCAUCAUCAACCCUAUCAAUCUCUUCCUCAUCAAGCCUGAUUGAUGCCAAGGCUCCUCGCCAAUCAGCUGCUGCAUCACCACAAUGCGUGACGCUUCCUACCCUCCCUCCUCCUCCUGUUCAGUCUCAGAACCGCCCAUGGAAAGCCACUGCUUAUUGUCGUAAGAUGGCCCGCAAUGUUAUGGCUCUGGCUACAGGAGAGGCUCCAGCAGAAGUUGCUACAGCUGAAGUGCCAGAAAUUAUCAAGACAGUUCAAGAAGCUUGGGACAAGGUUGAAGAUAAGUACGCAGUGAGUACACUUGCAGUGGUUGGUGCAGUUGCCCUCUGGGGCUCCACUGGGAUGAUCUCCGCAAUUGACAGGAUUCCUUUGGUUCCUGGGGUUCUUGAGGUUGUCGGAAUCGGCUACAGUGGAUGGUUUGCUUACAAGAACCUCGUUUUCAAACCUGAUAGGGAAGCUUUGCUAGAGAAAAUUAAAGCCACAUACAAGGAUAUAAUCGGAAGCAGCUAAAAGGAAUCAACUGGGAUCCUCUGCUGCAGCGAGGUGAAGUUUCGAGUUGGGAAGCAAAAAAUGUGUCGCAGCAUCGUGUUCUCAAGGAUUUUAAACAUGCUUCAUUUUGUUGGAAUAAUUAAGUUUCUAACCAGAGUAAAUCCACAUAAUGUACUUUUAUCUCUAAGAUACUUGUAAUUAAGUAUUUCGUUUCCUCUCCUUUUUACACUAUCUUUUUAUGAAGGGCUUGGAACAGCAUUUCAGAAUCUAGAAAAAGCACUCUGCACAUGUCCUUGGAUUUUAUUUACAAUGAAUUGAAUGUGUAUUCCUGUA
This is a messenger RNA of Ricinus communis (castor bean), 1057 nucleotides long. RefSeq names its product protein CURVATURE THYLAKOID 1B, chloroplastic. The transcript has 6 exons. The record is from RefSeq and is a predicted model, not a curated record. Lineage: Eukaryota; Viridiplantae; Streptophyta; Magnoliopsida; Malpighiales; Euphorbiaceae. Gene Ontology annotation, cellular component: thylakoid; chloroplast thylakoid membrane. Bases 227 to 745 code for a protein of 172 amino acids.